CGUUUCAAUCGGUUUGGUGUAAAAUCCACCGGAAUAGCGAGACAAAUAGAAAACCGUUUCAACUGUGUAACAGAAUUAAAGACAGAGCUGCAGUGCUGUGCGAUUGUCGGGCGAAAGAAGUUAAUGUUAUGUAUUACUACAGUGUUUAAAUUGUUCGUGUUUUGCAUGUUUGAAACUUAUCACAAAAAUUAGAGUGUACAGUUUGCUUCGCAUGAAAAGAAAACGAAGAUUUUUUAGAAUAGUUAUCAGAAAAAAGAAAUAAAUUAUUGUGUAAUUAACGUGUGUCAUAUUGGAAAACAAGACGCUCUUAGGCAUGGAUACUUGCUUUCAAGACUCGGCGGUAAACGGAGAACGGAAAUCCUCACACUGAUUCGAGUUGUUAGGAACAAAAGAUUAAACGGUACCGGGUUUAACGAUGAAAACGGAAAACAACCGAGAAUCCGAGAUUGGGGCUUUGGCUCUACCUGCUACAACGAAAUCUUUCGGAUAAUGGAACCUAAAAGGUGUGACGAAGAACUUUUUCUAUAAAAUAUAAAAAAAGGUGCAACCAAUCGUGUUCCAGCGUAUCGAUAAAACACUCUCCCACACACACACACGUACGCAGAGGAGAUUUAGACGACAUCACGUUUCACAGCUAGGGGCCACUCGCCAGCGAACUCGAUAAUCGUCGGUCAGCGAAGUGACCUUGGUAGUGUACGCGACAGACACGGCAGGCGACCGAGGAAAUCGAUUACAAUCCUUCCGCUUUGAUUGGCAUCUCGGACGGGGACCAGGCGUCGCUAAUGCCGACUGGCAGGGGAUGUACUGACUGGCGUUAGGCAACCCGUUUUGUUCCUUACAUAUGCGGGCUCGCCAGCAAUCCCGGGAAGCCUUGGACCGGUACCGGGUGUGUUGGUGUGAAAAGAAAGCAGUGAUUGUGUGCUAACAAGUUCCGGCAGUUCCGGGGCCCGUGCUGUUUUGCGUAUUUCAUUUUGCUGUUUGUUGGAGGCAGUCCAAGACGUUUUAUUUUUUGUUUUUUUUUUGUGACAUGGGAAAUCGAAACGGUUCCGGUUAACAGUUGAAAGGAGGAAAUAAAACGAAAGUGAUGACUUGUCACGGUUGUGUGGUGGAAAAGAGAGCGGACGGGGUGUAGGAUGGUUCGUGUGUCACCAUGUUUAUCGGUUGUAAUCUGAGAUAGUGAAGAUAUUUCUAGCAAGGGGAAGGAGGCAGAGGUGUAAAGGAGAGGAAAGGUGCUGGUUGAUGUGGCGUCUGAACGGCGUUUCUACUAACGGCUUUUGUUUUCUUUUUCCAUCGGAAAUCUUCAACGAAUGCUGUUCAUUCUGCCAUUAAACGGUUUCCCGUAUGUAGUAAAACGUAUUUCCAAAGAGCCUAAUUAUUUUUGAAACUGUGUAACUCAAAUCAAUAAAGACUAUCGAUCUUUGGGCGGAGGAGAUGGCUAUAACGACAGCAUUCCCGGAACACAGCUCCGUGGGUGCUGAUUUGCUACGUAUGAAGGGAACGGUCGCUUACGAGGUUGCCGGGUCAGCUGUCAACAUGACAAUAGGCAGUGGCGACAUCGAAUCGAACGGAACCGGACAAGUGCUGGCAUCUAGCGAUGUCAUAAUAUCUAACCGAUAUGUUCAGAUGGUGUUCUGCAUACUCUAUUCCAGCAUAUUCAUUCUGGGAAUAUUUGGGAAUGUUCUGGUGUGUUAUGUGGUUUUUCGGAACAAAGCCAUGCAAUCGGUGACUAAUCUGUUCAUCACAAAUCUAGCUCUGUCGGACAUUCUCCUGUGUGUGCUAGCCGUUCCGUUCACUCCUUUGUACACAUUCCUUGGUCAGUGGGUAUUUGGAGAACUCAUCUGUCAUACUGUCCCAUUGGCACAGGGCUGCAGUGUGUACAUCUCGACGCUUACCUUGACGUCAAUAGCGAUAGACAGAUUUUUCGUAAUAAUUUUUCCUUUCCAUCCGCGAAUGAAACUGUCAACCUGCAUCACGAUCAUCGUUACCAUAUGGAUUUUUUCCUUGGUGCUGACGCUUCCGUACGGUUGGUAUAUGCGGCUACACGACGAUACCAACAGUUCGAUUGUGAAUCAUACCCUGCAGGAAGGCCGGCCAUUGUACUGUGAAGAAAUGUGGCCUACGGAGAAUUUGCGGAUGAUUUUUUCGACUGUCACCUCGAUUCAACAGUUCGGCCUGCCGUUCUUCAUAAUGGCGUUCUGCUAUAUAUCGGUGUCAAUUAGGCUAAACGAUAGAGCCCGUACAAAGCCGGGUUCGAAAACCACUCGCCGUGAGGAAGCCGAACGUGAUCGCAAGAAGCGUACGAACCGGAUGCUGAUUGCCAUGGUUGCCAUCUUCGGCAUCUCUUGGCUUCCGCUAAAUCUUGUCAACAUAUGUAACGACUUUUACUCCAGCAUCAAUUCGUGGCCCUUCUACAAUCUACUGUUUUUCAUCGCCCAUUUAACAGCCAUGAGUUCAACUUGCUACAAUCCGUUUCUGUACGCAUGGCUCAACGAAAACUUCCGCAAAGAGUUCAAACAAGUACUGCCUUGCUUUGAUCCCUCGCGUGGCCAUAGCACAAUCAGUUUUCGUCGAUCCGAACACCGUAACUGCAAUGGAAAUAAUGACACCGUACAGGAAACUCUGGUUCCCAGCACUCAAAUGUUGGCACCGAUCGUAAGUCGAUCGCCGAACACCACUACGAGCACGACCGUAACUAGCGAAUCCGCCAGACACACCGUGGACUCAAUUCUUCUAUCGGAAGUUGGUCCUCCAACGAUCAGUCCCCCACUGUUACCCUCAAUCCAGAACCAGGAAACUAUUCUGCUUCCAUCCGGUGUUCUCGAGACCCCCUUCGAGGUCCUACUGCCGGUUGAUGGGGGCAGUAAGUCGUCAUCUCAGCCACAGAACGCCAACGGCAUGGGAAACAGAGGAUUGCCGCUGAGUGUCCCCACGACCAGUAACUUGCGAACUAGCAACCCGAACCUUCAAUCGCUAAUACUGAUCAACGACGGUACCUGCGGGGAUACGAAGCUGCCCGAAAUACUCUAGACUGACACCUAGAUGGACGAGAAUUUCCCUAUGUUAAGCCUUCAAAAUGAUAAUGACUCGAGCGGACGUGCAUUUGAGUGUGUGAAAUUGAGAUUCAAUCUCGCAGAACUACUACUGGAAAAUCGACGAAAUCUGCAAACCUCGCGACCUUCUACUUCUGGGCCCGAGGAAGAAGGUCUGAUUUGACAGAUUUGUUUGCUUGUUCUCGGUCGAGGGUUUCCUAUAGUCCUAAAAAUGAGUCAAUGUGGCGAGCCUAAGCGUUUUAAACAAACAAACAAGGAAGUAAAUCGAGACAGAAAUCAAUUACCAUAAUGACAGAAAAUUAAUUGUAUAAUCUAAUUCGAUAACGGAUUCUAGCUGACUGUUUGAUAAAAUUUACAAAGAUAUUAUGGAAAUAAAUAAUGCUUAAAGCAAACAAACUUUGCUUGACUGAUGAUAUUAGUGUGUAAUGAAAGAAUUAUAACUGCUAACUAACAGCUACUGGCAACAGUUGACUUGGUUGUUACUCUCAAAUUUAUGUGAAACAUAAAUCUUUUACUAAGAAAGAAGUUGGUUAACGUUAAAUAUUUCAGAGUAGUCCGAAUGUGUUAGUAUGUGAAACAGAAUCGUUAAAAAUUAGACAUUUAUAGUUUAAAUUCCCUAUGUAAAUUCAUUGUAAAUCAUAAGAUUGAGAAACUAUAACAUAAAAAACUGAAAAGCCAAAGUUAUGAGGUGAUGAACAAAUGAUUCUUUCUAGAGAGUGUUUAGGUAAAUCGAUGAAAACAUGUAUCUUUCAACCAAGCUCGAACUAUAUCGAUCACAUUGGGUGAAUUUUUGAGCUACGCCAGGUUUCCAGACACUACUUUUCUAAUGGAACAGCAGAACUAACUACAAAAAUAGCUCUUUAUCUACGGCCGAUGUACAUAAAAUAUCUUCGUGUGGCUCGUGUAAAUGGACUGUAUUAGAAAUAUUGAACUGAAUUGACUCGACGGAUUAUUACUUUAUGGUAGAGCAUUAAACUUCGAUGUUGGAGGAUUGAACUAGGUUAUGAGUAAUAAAUUUCAUUAUGU
This is a messenger RNA of Malaya genurostris, 4076 nucleotides long. It is a transcript of the gene sNPF-R, whose product is annotated as neuropeptide Y receptor type 2. Gene Ontology annotation, cellular component: neuron projection; plasma membrane. Gene Ontology annotation, biological process: G protein-coupled receptor signaling pathway. The record is from RefSeq and is a predicted model, not a curated record. Bases 1432 to 3027 code for a protein of 531 amino acids. The transcript has 5 exons. Lineage: Eukaryota; Metazoa; Arthropoda; Insecta; Diptera; Culicidae. Gene Ontology annotation, molecular function: neuropeptide binding; neuropeptide Y receptor activity.